Mycetomoellerius zeteki is the source of this 1120-nucleotide messenger RNA. RefSeq names its product putative nuclease HARBI1. NCBI's taxonomy places the organism in Eukaryota, Metazoa, Arthropoda, Insecta, Hymenoptera, Formicidae. The transcript has 5 exons. The coding region runs from base 1 to 939 and encodes 312 amino acids. The record is from RefSeq and is a predicted model, not a curated record.
AUGGCACAGAUUGCGGUUAUAUCUGUCGUACAGAUAUUGAAGAACAAUUAUUCUUCCAGUGAUGAAAGUAGUAGUUCUGAAGAAUACGAGAUUCUCAUUGCACCGCGCAACAUUCGAAUUCAUUUUAGAUAUAAUAAAUCCAUUUGUGAUCGAUUUAAUGUUGGUAGAGCUACAGCAUUGAGAGCUGUGAGAAGAGUUACACGAGCUCUAUUUACAAUAGCUCCUCAAUUUGUAUCUUGGCCUUCAAAUGAAGAUGCACAAAUUAUAAUGCACAAGUUUGAAGAAGUCAGUGGAUUUCCAAAUACAAUUGAUGCCAUAGACGGCACUCACAUUAGAAUUGAAGCACCCAAAGAAAACGCAGUAGACUACAUAAACCGGAAAGGAUAUCAUUCCAUCCAGUUGCAGGCGGUGUGCGAUCACAGGGCCUUAAUCACUCAUUGCUAUGUUGGCCAUCCAGGAUCUGUUCAUAAUCAAAGAAUCUUCAGGCAGUCAGAAGUAGCCACAUUCUUAAAUAUUGAAGAAAAAUUUCCCAAUAACAGUCACUUGAUAGGAGAUGCUGCUUAUGAAUUACACGAACAUCUCUUAGUACCAUUUAAAGAUAAUGGACAUUUAAGUGAUGUGCAGAAACAUUACAAUUUCCGACAUUCCUCUGCAAGGACAAAGAUCGAACAAUGUUUUGCGUUGUUAAAAGGAAGAUUGAGGAGUUUGAUGCAUUGUUUGCCCAUGGUUAGAGUGGACCUAAUGCCUGAAUACAUAGUAGCAUGUUGUGUUAUCCACAAUAUUUGCAUACUACGUCGAGAUGAACUUAUAGUAAUACCACUGAUAGCACCUGAAGAAGUUACAGUGCAAGAUUAUGAUAUUAACCAAAGACAAGAUGCAAUUGGUAUAUGUAAAAGGAAUAUGAUAAUGCAUACCUUGCAAAGACAAUUUAACGUGUAAAGCAGAUAUUAUCUUUAAAACGGACACCUGCUUACAGUAGUCAAUGCUACGAAUCAAACGUUGUCCAAGGAAGUUCAAAAAAUGGGAGUGAACGUGGUAGAGAUUAUCCAUGAGAGCAAGCGUAAUAACAGAUUAGAAUCAAAUUCACUGGAUUCAACCACACCCACGAGUGUUAUGGAAA